AUGUAUCAGGGAUGCAGAAAGGUGCUUACCUUUCUCAUCGUAAUCUUACUGGUUGUCAACAGUGCCGCCGGAGUAAACCGUAUAGCAGGCUUAUAUACUGACGACCCUGGCUUGGACUCCAAGUUCCCUCUUGAACAGCUGAAGGAAGAAGCUGAGGACCUUCUCAAAGAGACCGAUAUAGUUGUACAGACACGUAGUGAUGAGCUGGCUGACCCUGGUUUCAUAUCAUCUUUCAUCGUUUACCCAAAUGGACUUGCUCACGCGAUGCUCGGAUUCUAUCACGUGCAAAUGGCCCGAUACGCUACUGAUCUUCUGGAAACAAUGUUGAGUCGUGUGAAAGGGGCAGGGGAGUACACGCAUGCAUCCAGCAAAUACCCCGAGGAUGACGAGUUACAUGCAUGUGGGUGUUCCAGCGCAGGGUACCUAAAUUGCACGAUGGAUUGCAUACGAAAUGCCGGUGUCCCGAUUGAAAACCUCCUGAUGGGAGCGACCGUUUUACGGGACUCGGUACCCAAGAUGCAGAAAAUAUGGGCGGUCUCUGAGCUGGCGAUGGGUGGCAGAGACCAGAAGAUACAAGCGAAUCUGGAUAGGGCGGAUGAACUCAUGAGGCGUGUCGCGGACAAGACUUUGACGCUCGAAGAUCCUGUACAUUUGUGA
Molecule: messenger RNA, 657 nt
Organism: Suillus plorans
Lineage: Eukaryota; Fungi; Basidiomycota; Agaricomycetes; Boletales; Suillaceae
Exons: 2
Coding region: 1-657 (218 amino acids)
Source: RefSeq, a predicted model, not a curated record